Messenger RNA from Eremothecium cymbalariae DBVPG#7215, 1101 nucleotides. RefSeq names its product Rsa1p (gene RSA1). The record is from RefSeq and is a predicted model, not a curated record. Lineage: Eukaryota; Fungi; Ascomycota; Saccharomycetes; Saccharomycetales; Saccharomycetaceae. The transcript has a single exon. Bases 1 to 1101 code for a protein of 366 amino acids.
AUGAGUCACAGUCCUUACAGUUAUGGUGAUGCUUCGAAGAAGAGUUUAAACCUCCCAAAGCCUACAUUUACAGGGACAUUGGACGGGCAACCGACUAAACGUUAUAAAACGGGCAAUCAUAGUCACCACGAACCUCCUCCGUACACGCAGCAGCCAUUGCCAUAUGGGCUGUCUUACGGUGGAUACAUUUCUACCUCUAAUUAUGGUUGCCUGCCUCAGGUUCAUGAGUAUGGAGGCCAAUGGCCGCAGUACCACCAAGGGCAGCAAUACUAUACGUCAUAUUAUCAGGUACCGCAACAACCAUUACCGUAUAUACAGACGUGCAACAACCCCUCUGUCCCUUUCAGUGGUUAUAAUGAAAGCAUGGGGGCGAAUUUUGAUGGAGCAGUUGGGCAGCCAACUCGUCAACAAGAUUUUAGAAUUAAUACGGAACGGAAUCAGCAGCAUAACCCUACAAGUUUGAUACCGAGCGUUGUAGAAAAUUUGCAUGAGAAAUCGGAGUUUGAAUCUGAGUUAGAAGAUGUUGAAGAAGGUGAAUCUAAAGAUUUAGAAAGCUUUUCAGAUUCGAGCGAUGAGGCUAAAUCUGGAGAAACUGUCGCUAAUAAAUCCAACACUACAGCUAUUACAAUUCCUGGAACUUCAAUCCAACUAGGAACUGCUGAAGAGAUUGAAAAGUGGAGGCAGGAACGACGAAAGAUGUGGCUCUUGAAGAUCUCCAACAACAAAGAAAAGCAUAAGAAGGUAUUGGGUAUAAGAGAUGAAGAAAUCAAAGAGGGCCCCUUGGUUCAAGCAAAAAAGGAGAAGAAAUUCAUCCAAAGCAUUCAGUCUCAAAUUUCUAGAUCCAAUUGCAGGCCAAAUUUGGCUAUUGGUCUAGUUCAAAGGAGCAUGAUAGAUGAAAAUGCUAAAUUGUUAGCGUUUAUAAAAGAACUUGGAGAUGCCAACUAUUUCAAUUACGUUUUGACUGAGAAUGAGAAGGAAUCGUUAUUCGGAAGGCCUAAUAGAAAUAACCACUCCAGAGCAGAUGGCGCCACUAAUAAGAGGUCAAAUUACCAAAGAUCUUUUAAUCCAUACAGAGCACCAACCAGGACCCCAAAAAAUUAG